AUGGAUCCGAGGCCUUUCUUGGCCGUGGCGACGCUGCUGGUGCUGUCGGCGUCGGCGGCCUCCGGCAACGUUGCGUUCCAGGUGCAUAGUAAGCUCAAGGGCCGCGAGAGGUCCCUCAGCGCCUUAAGGGAGCACGAUUCCCGCCGCCACGGCAGGCUGCUGUCCGCCGUCGACUUCCACCUGGGCGGCAACGGCAACCCCUCAGACACCGGGUUGUACUAUGCGAAAAUUGGACUGGGGAGUCCUUCCAAGGAUUAUUACGUGCAAGUCGACACCGGUAGUGAUAUCUUGUGGGUGAGCUGCGCUGGCUGCGACAGGUGCCCCACCAAGAGCAGUCUUGGGAUAAAGCUCGAAGCUUAUGAUCCGAAGAGCUCGUCCACUGCGAGCACAGUCAAGUGUGAUCAGGAGUACUGUAUUUACGCAAACAACGGUGAAUUACCUGGUUGCAAGUCCGAUUUGCUUUGCCAAUAUAAUGUCGUUUAUGGAGACGGGAGCUCUACUACCGGGUACUAUGUUAAGGAUCAGAUGCGCUUGGAUCGAGUGACUGGGAAUCUCCAAUCAUCAUGGACUAAUGCAAGUGUUAUAUUUGGGUGUGCGAACAAACAAUCGGGGGAUUUGGGCUCAGGCGAAGACUCUGCAGCUCUCUCUGGUCUUAUGGGUUUCGGGCAGUCAAACACUUCCGUGCUUUCUCAGCUCGCUUCAGCAGGAAAGGUGAAGAAGAUUUUUGCUCACUGCUUGGACAGCAAACAAGGUGGUGGAAUCUUCACCAUUGGGGAAGUCGUAGAGCCGAAAGUUAAAACCACUGCGUUGGUACCUAAUCAGUCGCAUUACAAUGUUGUCAUGAAGGCCAUUGAGGUUGGUGGCGAGGCAAUACAGCUUGGUACGGGUAUACUAGGCCUGUUCGAUGAUGAGAAACACGCAAUUAUCGACAGCGGCACAACCUUGGUCUAUCUCCCUGGGGACAUUUAUGAUUCACUGAUGAGCAAGAUUUUGGCAAAGCAGUCUGGACUAAAAUUACAUACUGUUGAUGAGCAGUUUACCUGUUUCGAAUUCUCUGAGGAUGUGGAUGAUGGGUUUCCUGCUGUCAAGUUUCAGUUUGCUGGUUCCCUUGAUUUGACCGCAUAUCCUCACGAUUAUUUGUUCCCAAUCAGUGAUAACAAGUGGUGCUUUGGUUGGAUGAGCAGUUCAAUGCAGUCUAAGGGAAAGGACGUGAUCCUUUUGGGAGAUUUGGUGCUUUCGAACAAGCUGGUUGUGUACGACUUGGUGAAUCAGACUGUUGGCUGGGUAGAUUUUAACUGUUCAUCGAGCAUUAAAGUGAAGGACGAGGAAUCCGGCGCGACAUAUGCUGUUGGCGCCCAUGACCUGAGUUCGCGUGCGGCUCAGGUGGUCGGAAGAACAUUUACGUGGCUCCUGUUGAUACCUGCCAUCUUGUACAGCCUCCCAUCGUAGUCCUAUUAUUCAGAAGUUUCACGGUGGCCACGGGGAGAAGAGAUAACAAUAAUGGCCGAUGAUGGACUAUGAAUUUUGUGCAGAGAGACAAGAGAUGAGCUAAUUCAUUAUUUUUUUUUUAGUUUUCCUUUUUAAUUUAUAGGAAUACUCAUUGUUGAAAUAAAAAUUAAAAAAUGCUUAUUUUUGUGGAA
Punica granatum (pomegranate) is the source of this 1640-nucleotide messenger RNA. Lineage: Eukaryota; Viridiplantae; Streptophyta; Magnoliopsida; Myrtales; Lythraceae. The record is from RefSeq and is a predicted model, not a curated record.